AUGCACAUGUUCUCAACUUGUUUAAUAAGGCACAUGGUGACUCACAGUGAUGUGAAACCUUACCAAUGCAGUUUGUGUAAAGCUUCAUUUAAGUUGUUAGAUCUUUUAAAACAGCACAUGGUGACUCACAGUGAUGUAAAACCUUACCGAUGCAGUUUGUGUCAAGCUUCAUUUAAGUUGUCAAAUCAUUUAAAACAGCACAUGGUGACUCACAGUGAUGUGAAACCUUACCAAUGCAGUUUGUGUAAAGCUUCAUUUAAGUUGUUAGAUCUUUUAAAACAGCACAUGGUGACUCACAGUGAUGUAAAACCUUACCAGUGCAGUUUGUGUAAAGCUUCAUUUAAGUUGUCAAAACAUUUAAAACAGCACAUGUUGACUCAUAGUAAAGUAAAAAAUCACUCUUGUACUGCAUGUCCUUUGGCUUUCAAAAGAUUAGAUCACCUAAAAAAGCACAUGGUGACUCACAGUGAUUUGAAACCUUACAAGUGUAGUGUAUGUGAUGCAUCUUUUAAAAGAAGGGAUAAACUAAGUCGGCACAUGUUGACUCACAGAGAUUAGAGACCUCACCAGCACAGUAUAUGCAAUGUAGCUUUUAAAACAUUAGGUAGCCUAAAAUGACAAAUGAUAAUUCACAGGGUUAGUAAACCUCACCAGUUCAGUGUAUGUAAAGCUGCCCAUAAAAGAUCAGAUCAACUAAAAGAAAAGCACAUGUUGAAUCACAGUGAUGUGAAACUUGAUUAAUGUGGCAUAUGUAAGAAAGCUUUAGGUGCCUGUGUGAUUUAAUAUAGCUCAUAGUGAUCAACAGUAAUUUUUACUUUUAUGCAGUGUAUGUAAAACUGCAGUGAAAAGAUCAUUUGUUAACAUGCACAUGUGGUACUAGUGGCAAGAAACUUCAUUAGUGCUGUGUAUGAUAAUAUCCUAUUUGAGGUAAUUUUGAUGCUACCAUUCCUUAUGUUGAUGAUAAAUAACAUUUGAUAUUACAGCAGCAAUUUUGAUUUAAUUGCAAGUAUUAAACAUUAUAAAAAAAAGUGG
Messenger RNA from Pomacea canaliculata, 1032 nucleotides. RefSeq names its product zinc finger protein 366-like. The transcript is spliced from 2 exons. The record is from RefSeq and is a predicted model, not a curated record. The coding region runs from base 1 to 558 and encodes 185 amino acids. Lineage: Eukaryota; Metazoa; Mollusca; Gastropoda; Architaenioglossa; Ampullariidae.